AUGCAGCUACCCGGCGUGAGAUGCAUGAAUGGCCGUUGUGCUUCAAGCGGGGUAGUCAUGCCAUCAUGUCCGCACAUUAGAACAGCGUCUCUUUUCCCUGUAACAGCGAUGUCCUCGAGAUGUUCCUUGCGCUGGAUCUGCCUGGCCUUUAUACCAGCUGCCAGCACAAUUCUGCCAGAACUAGAGAUGGAUGAUGAAUGCCAGGCAGGUGAGUGUGCCCUGGAAGCUCUCCAACUUCGAAGUGCCCGGGAGCGCGCGGGUGCAGAUGCGGGCUGCGAGGAUGCCACGGGUGGAUCCUGCAUGAAUGAUGUCAUGUGGGCGAAGAACGAGGGCAUCAACAGCCAUCCCGACUGGUAUCCUGGACUCUCACAAGGUUCCAGCUUGCCGGAAUUCCAAUGUCAAGUUUACAAGACCAACCCUGCCAAGUGUCCGAAGCCUUGCAGUGUCUCCUGCAGUGGGCCCGUGGCACAGCCGAGUCACCCACCCAGCAUUGAGGCUCCAAGCUGCGCGGGCAAGGAGCAACCGGAUGCCUGCCUCUGCGUCUUUGAUAUUGACCGAACGCUGACUUCCAAGCAAGGCCAGCACGAUGUCUGCCCUGGCUCCAGCGCGUCCGAUGGCAUUGUAGACACUGCAUAUGGUGGUGGUACUUUGGUGCUGUCAUCCCUGGCAGCUGCUCGCAUGGCCGGCACUUUCUGCCAGAAGUGCUACCUGGGUGUCUGCUCCCAUGGAGACGGCAGCGGCGCAAACUCGCGAGAACGCAAGGAGCUGCUUCGUGAGGUUCUGCGCAGCGACGCGAUGGACAAGUUCCAGAUGAAGCCAUACAACGCGGCCUGGAGUGACAUGAAGCUUCUGUCGCCCUUCGUAGUGGGAAAGCCAGAUGGACAGAAGCAGCAUGCUGUCUUUCAGAUCUUGGAGUGGUACGCGUCGCAAGAUGUCUGCAUUUCGAAGAGUAACACCCACUUCUUCGACGACAAGGAUGUAAACAUCAAUCCAUUCAGAGGAACUGGGAUGAACGCACACCAAAUCUCGUGUGAUUCGAGGGAUCCCCAGCUUGGCUGGGGAGAAGUCGGUUUAUGUGGAGCCACUGUGCCAGAGAUUCGGGAUGAAAAGGGCGUGACUGUCUGCAAGAUCGCGUGCCGGUGGUCGGACUGGUCGUCAUGGGGCGGCUGCUCAAAAAGCUGCGGCGGAGGAUCCAGGCAGCGAAAUCGCAGAGUAUCGGUCAAGGCAAGAAAUGGAGGGCAGGAGUGCAGCGAUGGCGCCUUCGACCAUGAGGACUGCAACGUCGAGGCAUGCCCCACAACGACCACAACCACCACGACGACCACGACAACCACAACCACUACAACCACCACCGCGACCACUACACCCUCUGCGGAUGCGGAGGAUCCUGAGGAUAGUGCAACUGCAGACCGUGAGCAGGAGGAGGAGUCCGCGUGA
This is a messenger RNA of Symbiodinium natans, 1437 nucleotides long. The record is from the annotation of a GenBank genome assembly. Lineage: Eukaryota; Dinophyceae; Suessiales; Symbiodiniaceae.